UUUAUUAGUACAUUAUUUGACACAGGUAUUUGUGUGUAUUUCACUCUUAAUUCUCAUACAAUUUAGUUAUUAAUAAACUGAGCGUGUUUAUGAAGUAUGAACCAGUGUGAUAUUCGGACUUUUGAAAAUUCCCGAGUAUGUUUCACACAACAUGACAAAAAUUAUAGUUGCAAAGCGCCAGGAUUAUCCAAAGACAUCAAAGAAACAGUCACAAGACCACAAGAAGAAAUAAUACCAAGCAAAAACAACUAUAAACCAUUUCAGCGUCUCAAGAUAGUGGAGUGCAAGUCCUCUGAUGUUGAGGAAACAUUCCCCGAGGAAGAAGAAUGUGGAAAGCCGUCCUCAGAAAUGAGGAUACCGUUAAAAAACAUAGUAGAAGAGUUUAAUAGGAUAAAACGACGAGUGAGCCGAUUGAAUCACCUUUUGCAAACUGAUGCACCAGAGUGCCCUUCUGUAAAAUCAUGUUUUGACGAUAUAGAUUCAAAACUCUACGAAACUUGUCCACUCAUCCUAGACCUUCAGAUCAGUGGCCAUAAGUUGGAUAUCCAACUUUGCCAGUUGCUAUCUGCACAUAAAUCUACUGUCAUGAGCAUAAAAAUGAGGAACAAUGAACUUUGCAGUAAUAAGGAAAAAGCUGACGCUUUGUCGAAACAAGUGGGACAGCUGGACUUCUUCCAAAAGGGGCUUGAAAAGGAGCAGACGCUUUGCCUCGAGCGCUAUCGGCACAUAGACAGUAUAAAGCUGAAUUGGUGUGAAUUCGACAGGGAUUCUGAAAAAUUGGCCAGACUUGCCGCUUACCAGAUGUCAAAACUAAUUAAGAAAAGUAAAUACCCGGAUAUAAAACGAUACGUCUUUAAACUGAUUAAACACCUCUAUAAAAGCUCCAGAGAAGCUCGUGUUAUGUUGAUAAAAGAGCUGAAUCAUGUACGAGAUGAAUUUACUAGGCUUAGUGGAAGUUCCUAUGGAUCCGAUGAGGGUAGAGACGUCGAAAACGAAUCUCAUGUAGCUAGCUUUAAGACUUAAUGAGAAAAAGGCUGGAAGGUUGUCUGAUAGGAUGCUUUAGAGAAACUUUGAGCCUUGUUCUUGUUAAGUUUCUUAAUUCGCUAAUAAAACUUAAAAUAAUAUAUAAUA
Drosophila bipectinata is the source of this 1131-nucleotide messenger RNA. RefSeq lists its product as uncharacterized. The record is from RefSeq and is a predicted model, not a curated record. NCBI's taxonomy places the organism in Eukaryota, Metazoa, Arthropoda, Insecta, Diptera, Drosophilidae.